Messenger RNA from Cladocopium goreaui, 6635 nucleotides. Lineage: Eukaryota; Dinophyceae; Suessiales; Symbiodiniaceae. The record is from the annotation of a GenBank genome assembly.
AUGACUCCUCCUGUCAUAGCACCUUCAAGCUCAGCAGCGGCAGCAGCAGGCUCAACUGAUGUGCCUGUGACUCCAAGGACAAACCUAACAACCAGAGCCCAUGGUGAGGAGGAGACGGCUGAUGAACAGAUCCACAAGAAGGCCAAGGUGGAGGACACAAAGAAACCCAGGCUCAUGCAAUUGAGUGAGCAACAUUCAGCAAUGACCCGUGCAGUGAAGUUUGAUGAUGGAUCAGAAUUUCAUACGAAGGACGACUGCAGCCAGGACCUCAAGAUGACAGAUCAUGCGGAAGAUGAAGAUCACUGGCAAGAUGAUCCAUCAGCAUCAAGCUUUGCAGGUGUUCCUCUGCAGUUGUGGUCAGAUGCUGAUAUCAAUGUGAAGCCUGAAGAACCUCCACAGUGGAUUGAUGAUUUGGCCGGUGAAACAGAGCUAUCUCGACUCACCAGCAUGGGUGUUUUCCAGCGUGAAGCUGACUAUGAUGGCAUUGCAGAAAAGAGCCAUCAGCUGAGCACGAAGUUUGUCAGGGACUGGUGGGGGCGUUUUACCUUCCAAUCUCGAUUGGACGUAGAUCCAUGGUUCUUUAUGGAUGUUGCAUGGCCUGCUGUUGAACCAGGGUUGCUCAGUUUCUUGCAGCGCGUCUUUGUGACCCCUCUGCGUUUGGACGCAGCAGCAUUCGAUGGAGAGAUCGAUUGCGAGGAGGUGCUGGUUGCAGCCUUUCCUCACAUGGUUGAUGAGGAGAGGCGGGAUGCCACUGCGGUCUUGAUGCAGUGGAAGGCAGAAGUCAGCAGGAGGAAGUAUUCAUUGUUGCUGGCUCAGGUGAUGAUCAGUGCUCAGUUGCCAGUUGUGGCUCUCAUUCAAACUUUGGAUGACGCCAACUCUGCGUGGAUCCACAUUUUUGCUGCGAGGAGGGCCAACACCUUGAAGUCCAGGUACAAGGUCUGGAAGCCAUUUGAGAAGUGGCUGGAAAUGCAUCGGGGUUACCUUUUUCCCCAAUCUGUAAAGGAUGCCAUCGAUUACAUGCAGCACAGGGUCGACAAUGGUUGUGGUCGGACAGUUCUGGAGUCACUGAGCAUCACUCUGUGCAUGUUGGAACAACUUGGGAGAGUGCCGGACUCUGCAAAGAUCUCAGAGGAUCCCUUGUGGAAGGGGCACAUCAAAUCAUGGACGGCGGAGCUCAGUGAGGAGGCACCACCGAGGAAGCCGGCAGAGAUGUUCACGGUCGCAAUGGUGAUUGCUUUGGAACUGCUUGUUGUGGAAGAAUCUGAACCGAUUUUUACCAGGGCUUUGGCAUGGGUGCUUCUUGUGAUGAUCUGGGGCGCCAUGAGAUGUGAUGAUGUCCAGGCAAUCAUCCCCAGGCGUUCCUUCCUUUCAAAUUUUGGUUUGAAGCUGAUUUUGGGGAAGUCGAAGACGACUGGACCGGACAAGGUUCAGAAAGAGGUGGCAGUGCACAUCUUCCGCACUGUCUCCUUGACUGGAGAGGAUUGGUUGAGGAGUGGCUUCAACAUCUGGGAGUCAGAGGAGUUCAGCUUUCCCAGAGACUAUAUGGUGAUGGAGCCGAGCAAGGAUUGGACGAAGGUGAAGCGUAAAUUUGUCACGCCAUCAGGCCUCAGCUCCUUGAUUUCGAAGCUUUGCGAUGCAGCUGAGAAGGCUGGGGCGAAUCCCAACCGCAUCAAGGAGAGACAUUCAGUGCUUUCUGACUGGGGCGGAAAACAUUCACUUGGAGGUGUCUACCCGACUUUGACCCCUCUUGAGGGUGAUUGGGAUGAUCGUGUGGACGGAGAUGGAGAUGAGAUGGAUUUGGCAGCUAGGGUUGCCGACAUUGCCCAGAAGGACACAGUGGGCGAUGUCCAUACUGCAAAGUACUUCAUCACGAUCUCUCGAAGAACUUGCUUGAGACGUUUGCAUCUCAGUGGAUGUUUUGUCAAGCCUGACAGGCACUAUGGAAAUCUCAGGAAGUUCACAGCUCUAGGUGACGACAGGGCAUCCAUCAGGACGAAAGCCAAGGCAAAGAUGCCGACAACGACGGAGGAGUACAGGAAGACUAUGAAGGUCGAGGCAUAUACUUGGUUGUGCAUGGCUUCACGUUACAAAGCUAAGCACUGGUUGCAUGGUUUAACAAUGGAGCCCUUCUUGAAGUUCACCGAGUAUAUUUUGGGGGAUCGAGUGUUUGGAAUCCAGAUCCCAGCGGCUUCUGGGGAAGCGUCACAACAGAAAGUGCGGCCUGAAUGGUCGAUAGUUCUUGCUUACGAACAAAAGCUCAGGAAGGAGGCCAUGAAAAAGGUCUUGGAGGGACACACAUUGAGUGAGUCAUUGCUUGCCGUUAUCAGGGACCCCGACUUGAAAGAGGCGUACUUCACCACGCCGGUGUCCCUCAGAUCAGCCUUGUCGGAGCCUCAACAAUCCAACAAGUGGCCACGGUUCAACAGCAAAGGGGGUUUCAGUGGCAAACAGUCUUCAAGCUUUUCAAAGGGCAAAGGAAAACAUUCCAAGGGCAAAUCAAAGGGCAAACCCAUUGACCAGCGAUUGAAGGGCCUCAGCCUUGCAUGGCGGUCGAAGGUCGACGAGGCAAACACUUUUGUGGACAGGCAGGUGGCGUCCUCAACAGACAGGCACGAGGAGGUUAAACACAGGCGUCUGGAUGAAACUGAGUUUUUGGCGGUGGCACAGAAUUACCCGUCAGCACAGAUUUCUGCAAAGGAGCUGGAACAGAAAUUCCGUGAGGAGGAGGAUUUGGGCCGAAUGCACCCCUCCAAGAUGGGGGUUCUCCGUGAAGAAUUUGGUGACCGCCUUCGGAUUGCUUCAAUGGCGGCAAUACAGAAGCCAGACGGCAGUGUCCGUCCACUUCACGAUGCGACUCACUCAGUGAUGGUUAACCACGCCAUCCAGUACCAGGACAAGAUUGAGUGUCCUGGCCCUGCCGAGAUUGCGGCCAUUGUCAGGGAGGCAACUGAGACUAAGGAGGCACCUUUCUGUGUGAGUGCAGACAUACGUGUGGCGGGGACGCCAUUUGGAUAUCACAAGUUCAAAGGUGGUUUUGCUUCGGAGUUUGUGGGGUUCCAGAUUCGUUACGACCUAACUGAAGUUGGCAUCUCAACCAAGCGGGGCACUUGGAUCAUUGACUGGAUUGACCGUGCAAAGGCCAACAGGUAUGUUAUUCAGGCGAGUGACUUCGCAGAGUUCUUGGGGAGGCUUGGAUUCAUUGCACAAUUGCUGGUGUGGCUUAAGCCGCAUCUUUCUCCUCUCUUUUCAUGGGCUGCAGUGACGGCGGCAGGAACUGUUUGCAGACUCCCUGACACGGUCAUCUUGACAUUGCAAUACAUUGCCAACGAGUUCAAGCGGGAGACGUUUUUGAUUUCAGCUUGCAGGCCUCAACAUUUCCGGGGGGAGCGUUUCAGGACAGAUGCAAAGUGCACAACUGAGUUUGUGGUACUGGCUGGAUGGGAGAUUGGUACAAAGAGAUGGUUUUCUAUCAAACUGGGUCCAACGGAAGUUCCGUACCUUUUCAAACCUGGCAUUGGAGCACAGUGGGCUUCAACUUCAGCAGAACUGCUGGCAUCAUGGCUGGCAUUACACAUGUUUGGUUGGCUUGCUGAGACGAGAGAAAGGAAAGCUAUUGAGGUCUCCCUGGUAGGAGGUACUGACAUCAGAGCCAAUGAGUCAUUGACUAGCAAGAGGUCCACGACACGGUGGCCACUUAUGGGGAUCAACAUGCAAUUAUCCUCAGCGCUGUCUCGAGCGCGACUUAGCCUGGGGUUACGGUGGAGACCCCGGGAUGAAAACACUGAGGCCGAUCAGCUCACCAACGAAAAUUUUGAGGGGUUUGAUGACAAGCUUCGUUUACAUGUUUGCUGGUCCACUUUAGAUUUACAGGUCUUGGAAGGUCUCCUGCGUACGAGGGAGGAGUUUGAAGCAGCGCGUGCAACAGCACGGGAACUGGCAAAGCAGGUGUUGUCUUCAAAACGCCUGAAGAUUCUUCUCAGGGACAUUGGCAUCUUUGACGAUGAUGGUGCCAACCCAAUUCAAGCUGAAGAACGUCGAGAAGUUCAUGAUGAUGAUCACUCAAGGUUGGUCUACGUGAUUUUGUUUGUGUGGUGCACAGCCAUGGCUCUCUUGCUUGCAGCAGCAGUUUGGAUGGGCAUCAAGCGGAUUCGCGCAAUUGAAGCUGAUGCAGGCCAUCUUGCACUACAAGUUGCACAGGCUGACACAACUCUUGGUGAAUAUAUGGCGGCAAUUCCAGAAGUUCAAAGAUCAGUUGGACAGGUGCGCAACCAGGAUUUGCAUGGGCUGGUGGAUGACACUGACCCACCAGCAGCAACAGCAACGACAGCAGCCUCUUCAAGCAAUGACCCUGGAGUUUGGAGUGGAGUUGUUUAUGGAGAAGGAGGUGAAUCAGAAUCUGAGAGGACGGAGGAUCACCUUCUGAACCCUGACCGAGACAUUUCGACAAGGCAGGGUGAACUUGAGACCUCCAUUGACGACUUGCACCUUCAACUCAAUGUGGCACUUGCUGAAGAGAACUGGAGUGACGCAGGUGAAAUCCAGAGAACAAUUUUGAUGUUGCUGGACCACACACACAAUCAAGGCAUCAGAGAUGAUGGCAACCAGAGGGGAAAGACACAACAGUGGAACCAUAGCCAGGCACAGAAGCUUCGAGGAUGUUUACCGCUCCAGGACAUGACAGCCCAUUUUGGGCAACUACUUUGCUUUGUUUGGAUGCCCGUGAAUGCUGGAAUCGCUGGUGAAGAAGCCCCACGGUGCAUUUUCCCUGCAGUGGUUGGAAAACCGAAGCAUGGUGUGAUGAUGCCAGGAACCGACAAAAGAGAGUAUUAUUUGGGGGAAGCAGCAAUCGCAAAACGCGGUGUGCUGACACUAUCAUAUCCAAUAGAACAUGGUGUCGUGAAAGACUGGUCUGAGAUGGAGAAGGUCUGGCAUCACACCUUUUUCGAUGCUUUGCGUGUGAAUCCUGAAGACCAACCGUGCAUUGUCAGCGAGGCUCCUUUGAACCCCAAAAAGAACAGGGAGCGCAUGGUUGAGAUGCUUUUCGAGAAGUUCAGCUGCCCAGCUGCCUACAUUGUUAUUCAGGCAGUGAUGUCCCUAUACUCGUCGGGGAGAACCACUGGCACGGUAGUGGACUCUGGAGACGGGGUCACACACACAGUGCCUGUGUACGAAGGCUAUGCGCUUCCCCACGCGAUUCAGAGGCUUGACUUGGCCGGUAGGGACCUUUCAGAAUACAUGACCAAGGUUCUCCUUGAAAGCGGCUGCAGCAUGAGUUCUUCAUCUGAAAAGGAUAUAGUGCGGGAAAUGAAGGAAAACCUGUGCUAUGUUUGCAGCGGAGACUGGAAGACGGAGAUGCAAUCCGCGCAGGGGCGACCCACAGACUUUGCAAAGAUUUUCGACCUCCCUGAUGGACAGAAAGUCAGCCUCAUGACCGAAAGAUUCAGAGUUCCAGAGGUGAUGUUUGAUCCGAUGAUAGCUGGAAGAGAGCUACCUGUGCUGCAUAAGUCUGUCUACCAGUGCAUCCAGGCCUGCGACAUUGAUUUGCGCAGAGAUCUCUUCAACAACAUUGUCCUGAGUGGAGGAAAUACCAUGUUCCCUGGCAUUGCUGAACGAUUAGAAUCGGAGCUGAAGGCCUUGGCGCCUCAAAAGAUCAAUGUCAAAGUAGUGGCGAAUCCCCACAGAAGGUAUAUUGUGUGGAUGGGCGCAUCCAUCCUUUCGCAGUUGUCAAGCUUUGGCUCCAUGCUCAUCUCGCUGCUGCCCAACACUCCUCUGUCAAUACUUCCCUUUUUGGCUCAUGCAGAUUCGUGCGCCUUUUCCAUUACAAGCAAGGGGUGCAACACGGCUUUGUCAGAGGAUAGAGUGUGGGAGGAAAUGCUAGUGGAGCAAUUUGGUUCUGUGAUUCAAUUCUACGCUGCCUUUGUGGCCUCCUUGCAAAGCAAUCCACAGGCCCAGCUUGCAGAAAACAUAGUCCCAGUUGAUCGAGACAAGCUCUUGCAGCUGCUUGACGGGCUCCCCAAAGAUUGCGCUCGACAGGUCUACAUGAGGGUUGCAUUGACCACUUGCAAGCCUUUUGUUUUGCAACCGCGAGCUCGCUUGGUGCUCGAGAUUCAUGAGCUCAGCGAUUGGAAUAAGCAUCACAAAAGACUUCUGCUCCUGCGGCAGGCAGAGCGAAUUUCAUUGGCCCUUUCAAACCGUGUUGCAACAGACAGGUUGAGAGAAAUCAUCAAAUCAACAAACUUGGAGCUACUGGCCCUUGAGGCUGUUGCUGCUGGUGAAGGCAAACUGUUAAGACCCCCGGAACUCCAAGAAGGCAUUGCCUGGAAUGCGGAGAUGGAGAUGUCUUUGGUCAAGAUUCUGGAGCGACGUGCUGAGCAGCGUCGGAAUUGGUUCCGGAAACAACGGGAGUUCCUGCUACAGGACCUGUACCGAGAUAUGCCCAUGAGAGCUUGAAGCAACUUCGAGCAAACUUUGAGCCUUUCACGGAGUCUUUCAACUUGUGGGACAGUUGAAAGGGCUUCACAGCUUCGCAUUGCUCAGUGGAAUUUGCACCGGUUGUCGAGCGGCAGCGCAUUGCUCGGCAGAUUCACCGAAGCCGUGAACUUUUGCGACCGUGCAGAUUCACCGACUGAAGAUGC